Molecule: messenger RNA, 654 nt
Organism: Chenopodium quinoa (quinoa)
Lineage: Eukaryota; Viridiplantae; Streptophyta; Magnoliopsida; Caryophyllales; Amaranthaceae
Product: midasin-like
Exons: 1
Coding region: 1-654 (217 amino acids)
Source: RefSeq, a predicted model, not a curated record
AUGGCCGCCUCUGAUUCUGAUAAAGCUAUGUUCCAGAUAGCUCAAAACGAGAUUUUGACUACUGACGUACGGUAUUACCAGGCGUCCGCCACUUUACAGGUCAAGCAGGACUUAGAGGCGGCCUGGAAAAAGAUCUUAGAGCUGGAGAAAUUUUUAAAGGACCUUAAGGCUGAGCUCAGGCCUCUAAAGGAGGCGGAUAAGGAGGCCGAGGGACUCCGCGCUCGGGUGAACAAGCUCAAGGGCCGCCUGCAAAAUCAAGAGGCUGACCUCACCCAGAAACUUAACGAAAAAGCUGAUGAAGAGAAGAUGGCCAUCGUUCAGGACAUGAUGGAGGACACAAACGCCAUCAUGAAGAUGACUUGGGCGACCUCCUUCCCUGAUACCAGCUAUGAAAAAUGGGGGAGCCAAUUCGCCGUCUGUUCUGAUCAAUUCAACAAGAAGAUUAUGGGACAGGAAGACGGUGAGGAGGACGUGGAUGAGGAGGCGUUCGACUUCAUUUCCGGGGAGUCGGACCAGGAAGAGGAGGAGAAGCAGGAGGCGGACGGUGAUGAGGAGCCGCCGCAGGAAGAGGCAGAUGCCGAUAAGGAACAUGCGCCGGUUGAUGAUCCAAAUCAAGCGGCUGUCAACCUUGUAGGUCCUCCUCCAACUGCUUAA